Molecule: messenger RNA, 1665 nt
Organism: Cryptococcus amylolentus CBS 6039
Lineage: Eukaryota; Fungi; Basidiomycota; Tremellomycetes; Tremellales; Cryptococcaceae
Exons: 8
Coding region: 1-1665 (554 amino acids)
Biological process (GO): transmembrane transport
Cellular component (GO): membrane
Molecular function (GO): transmembrane transporter activity
Source: RefSeq, a predicted model, not a curated record
AUGUCCGGCAUCCCUCCCAUCGUGGACACCGUCAACGUCACAGAUCCUCCCGUUCCCCACGCCCACUCUCCCUCAGAGUCCAUCGACGACAAGACAGACCUCUCUGGCUCCGAGAAGGAUGGCGUUGAUCCCCUCAACCGUACUUAUAACCAGUCGGUAGACUCGGUCGAACUCAAGUUCUAUGAGCCCCCAGACACGUACGAAUCCAAGCACCGAUGGGAUCCUCGCGCUCAGUGGACGAUAGAAGAGCAGGAGAAGCUCAGGCGGAGACUAGACAUCCGGGUGGCCGCGUUCGCCUGUCUCUGUUUCGCUGCCCUUCAGCUCGACCGAGGAAACAUCUCCAACGCCCUCUCGGACGGCAUGCUCACCGACCUCAACAUGACCACUGGUGAUUACAACACCGGCAUGACCAUUUUCUACUGUUGCUUCCUCUUUGCCGAACUUCCUUCCCAAAUGAUCUCCAAGAAGCUGGGAAGUGAUAUCUGGAUUCCUAUUCAGAUGAUGACUUGGUCCGCCGUCGCCAUCGCUCAAAUGGGUCUGCACGGCAAACAAUCCUUCUACGCUACCCGUGCUCUUCUCGGUCUUCUCGAAGGGGGGUUUAUCGCCGACACAGUCCUCUUCCUUUCCUACUGGUACACCGCCGCCGAACUCACCAUCCGUCUCUCCUGGUUCUGGGUCUCCUACACCGUCAUCACCAUCAUCGGCGCUUUCCUCGCUGCCGGCUUGCUCGAGAUGCGUGGUAUCCACGGUCUUGCCGGGUGGAGAUGGCUUUUCAUGAUCGAAGGUGCUUUGACGUUUUUGGUGGGAUUCUGGGCGUUCUGGUAUCUGCCGGCGAGCCCGACGCAGACGAAGAAGUGGUGGAGGCCCAAGGGCUGGUUCACUGAGAGAGAGGAGAUCAUCAUCGUCAACAAGGUGCUCCGAGACGACCCUACCAAGUCGGAUAUGCACAACCGAGAAGGUUUGUCCCUCAAGCAGCUUUGGUUCUCGCUGUCCGACUAUGAUAUGUGGCCUAUCUACCUUAUUGGUAUCACCGCGUUCAUCAUCCCUUCCACUGUCCAAGCAUACUUUACCCUCACCUUGAAAUCUCUCAAAUUCACAACCUUCCAAACCAACAUGCUCAUCAUCCCCUCCAACGUCCUCUUCAUCAUAUUCAACCUCGCCCUCGCCUUCACCUCCAAAAAGCUCAAAGAACGUCUCUUGACUUCGUCCAUCCAGCCCAUCUGGCACUUGGUCUUGCUUAUCGCGCUGGUGACCUUGUCGGAUGAUGCGAGUCGAUGGGUCAAGUGGGCGAUUUUGACGUUGUUCAUGGGGUACCCGUAUUGUCAUCCCAUUAUGGUUUCGAUGAACAGUAUGAACGCUGGCUCAGUCCGUACCCGAACCGUCUCCUCCUCCCUAUACAACAUGUUCGUCCAGGCCGCCUCCCUCAUCGCCUCCAACAUCUACCAGCCCUCCGACUCCCCAUACUACCAUAACGGCAACAAGAUCCUCAUCGGUCUGUCUGUCGCGUCGAUAGCACUGUUCGUAUUUGCGAAGCUGUGGUAUGUGUGGAGAAAUAAGCAGAGGAGCAAGGUUUGGGAUACGUGGACGGUGGCGGAGAAAGCAGAGUACUUGGCGACGACUACUGAUAAGGGGAAUAAGAGGUUGGACUUUAGGUUCCAGCAUUAA